This is a messenger RNA of Blepharisma stoltei, 309 nucleotides long. The record is from the annotation of a GenBank genome assembly. Lineage: Eukaryota; Ciliophora; Heterotrichea; Heterotrichida; Blepharismidae.
AUGAUUACUACGAGACUUCAGAAAAUUAUAACUGCUUGUGAAGUUUUAUUAAAUGCCACUAGCGCUGUAAAGACUUCAACUACUGCUGCGUCUGCAGGAGGAGUGCUGUCAAAGAUCAUUACUGCUGGAAAAUAUUCUAAAGGUUUUGCAUAUGCAGGUGCAGCAAUCUCUGCAAUAGAUAUUGUUUUAACAUGGACACUUGAUAAUGAAACGCUUGAAGAAUUCAAGAGUCAAAUUAAGAAUAAAAAAAUGUUACUCAAUGAAGAGAGCAGAGAGCUUCGGGAUUUAAAAAUUAUCUCCCCAAGAUAA